Acanthamoeba castellanii str. Neff is the source of this 1944-nucleotide messenger RNA. Its product is annotated as RNA recognition motif domain containing protein. Bases 1 to 1944 code for a protein of 647 amino acids. Gene Ontology annotation, molecular function: mRNA binding. Lineage: Eukaryota; Discosea; Longamoebia; Acanthamoebidae. Gene Ontology annotation, cellular component: cytosol. The transcript is spliced from 8 exons. The record is from RefSeq and is a predicted model, not a curated record.
AUGUUUUUGCUCGAGCUGGCAGCGGAGGGAGAGGUGGCGCCCGCGGCGGGUGAGCUCCCCACGACCGUACCGGUGCCCGGUUGUCAGGUCAUCGAGGAGGAAGAGGAAGAGGAGGAGGAGGAGGCCUACCACGACGAUGGGAUUCACUACGACUAUGAGGGCGAGGACAUGGGCUCGGCCGACGAUACUGAUGACGAGGACGACGGCGGGGUGAGCGUACAGCAGGGCGAGACAACAUUAUCAUCACCAUCACCAUUAUCGACGGCGGCGGUGGCGGCAGAGGCCAACCGGGCAGAGGGGAUUGCGCCAACGACCGAGCAGACGGAGCAGGCACGACCACAACAGCAGCGCCGUAGAACGGAGAGCGACGCCAGGCCGCUCGACCGCGCGGAACUCGGUGCGGACGAGAAGGAACGAGCCCUGGCCGCCAUGCUCGCAUCAUUCAACGCCUCCCACGCGCUUCAGGUGACCGGCGUAGGAAGCGACAUCACCACGGCCGACCUGGAGCCGGUGUUUGCCGAGUUCGGAAAGGUGCACGGCUUGGUGGUGGAGCCGUCGCGGCGGGAUGUGGUCGUGGUCCGCAUGCCGCACGACGCCGCGCAGAAGGCGAAGGCGCACUUUGCCGAGCACCCGCUGAGGGUCAAGGACAAGGAGCUCCAGGCGAGCGACGCCACGCUGGAGUGCUUCCUCUUCGUGGGCAACCUCAACGAAGACGUCGAGCCCGAGCACCUCCGCAGCCUCUUCCAAGCACAUGGCGAGCCUGAGCGAACGAUUGUGAUGAGGAGCACGGCCACAGGGCGCAAGAAGGGCUACGGGUUCGUCGAGAUGCGGACCAAGGCGCAGGCCGGCGCGGCCAAGGCGCUGCUCGGCGCAACCAACUUCCACGGGCGGUCCCUCCGCAUCGACUGGUGCCGCCUGGGCAAGCUCGAGGAGCUCCACUCCCCCGUCCUCUUCGUCGACAAGCUGCCUCCUAACUUUACGGACUACAAUGGGCUGAGGCAGCUGUUCCUCAAGCACGGCACGGUCAAGAACAUCAACGUGCCCGUCAAUCCGAUGAACUCUAUACCACGCGGCUUCGCGUUUGUCACGCUUUCGUCGGCCGAGGAGGCGGAGAAGGCUCGCGACGCGCUCCACGACACGGAGUUCCGGGGGUCGCACAUCAGGAUCAGCUUCGGGAACCCCGCCAAGGCGGACAUCGCCACCGGACCCAUAUCCCCGCGCUUCAAUCCCCCCGCGGCCCACCGCGGACAGCCGUAUGCCCGUGGCGGACUCUAUCCACCACCACUACCGUAUCAUGGGCGGGGCGGACGGGGCGGGUACUUUCCACCGAUGCGAAACGGGUGGGGCAGAGGUGAUUUCAGCUUCGGGCCGGCUCCCGGCUUCCUUGGCCUACUGGGCGGCCCCUACUCCAGCUACCGUCCGACCGGACCCUCCUACCAGCACAGCCACAUACCGCCAGGCGGCCCUCCUUCAGCCAAGCGGCCCAACCUCGGGUACCAACCCCCGCAGCCUUCCUACCAGCCGCCACGACCGGCGUACGCCCCGCCGCAUCGGCCCGUCUACGCCCCGCCGGCGCCACACACGCGACCCACGGCCUACUCGGCCCCUCCGCCAUCUUCGCAUCCGCGGCCCAGCGUGAUCGCUGGCUACGGCUCGUAUGGCGCAGCGCCUACUUCCUCGCUAGGGGCCUUCCGCGGCGCGCCUGCCCCGAGCCGCCCUCCUUACGCGUCGGCCGGUCCGGCAAUCACGUCGUUGACCUACGGCUACCACGCCCAGCAGUCGCAGGUGGGAGGCGGCCAGAAGCGGACGCACGAGCAGAUGCAGGGCAGCCCGGCGGCGCCCGCGUCACACGGCUUCCCGUCCUACCCGCCCGCCCAAGCGGGCUUCGUCCCCUACGCCCCGCCCAACUUGCGCAACCCGCCCAGCAGGAGGCCCCGCUACUGA